This is a messenger RNA of Megalobrama amblycephala (Wuchang bream), 9841 nucleotides long. It is a transcript of the gene tln2b, whose product is annotated as talin 2b. The record is from RefSeq and is a predicted model, not a curated record. Bases 236 to 7873 code for a protein of 2545 amino acids. Gene Ontology annotation, cellular component: plasma membrane; focal adhesion; cytoskeleton. The transcript is spliced from 58 exons. Gene Ontology annotation, molecular function: integrin binding; actin filament binding; structural constituent of cytoskeleton. NCBI's taxonomy places the organism in Eukaryota, Metazoa, Chordata, Actinopteri, Cypriniformes, Xenocyprididae. Gene Ontology annotation, biological process: cell-cell adhesion.
GAUAGUAGGCAACGAAUCGCUCAAUAAUCGCACUUCAGCUGAAGGACUUAUCUCAACAUCAUAUUGCCUCGAUGGGGGACCCUAGUAACAAGAGGGGCGGGGCUUCGUGUUCCAGAGGCAGGACCGCAGUUCAGCUCGCGCUGCCUCUAAAUCAACUCAAUCAUCUCUCGCGCACGAGAGCGCGUGCUGCCUUUUAGGUGUGCUAGUGGGCGCUCCCAUUCGAGCAGCAGUCACGAUGGUGGCCCUGUCGCUGAAGAUUUGCGUGCGACAGUGCAAUGUGGUCAAGACAAUGCAGUUUGAGCCCUCAACUCCGGUUUACGAUGCCUGCCGGAUUAUCAGAGAGAGAGUUCCAGAGGCCCAAAGUGGACAAGCAUCAGAUUACGGGCUCUUCCUGUCCGAUGAUGACCCCAGAAAAGGAAUCUGGUUGGAAUCAGGGCGCACCCUUGAUUACUACAUGCUGCGGAAUGGGGAUGUCCUGGAGUACAAGAAAAAACAAAGACCUCAGAAGAUCAAAAUGCUGGACGGAACCAUCAAAACCAUAAUGGUGGAUGACUCCAAAACAGUAGGGGAGCUGUUGGUCACCAUCUGCAGCAGGAUAGGAAUCACUAAUUAUGAGGAGUACUCACUGAUCCAAGAGCAGGUGGAAGAGAAGCGAGAGGAUGGAAUGGGAACGCUGAAGAAAGACCGAACCCUCCUGCGAGACGAGAGGAAGAUGGAGAAGCUGAAAGCCAAACUUCACACAGAUGAUGAUUUGAACUGGCUGGACCACAGUCGGACGUUUCGGGAGCAGGGUGUAGAGGAGAGCGAGAUACUACUUCUACGAAGGAAGUUCUUCUAUUCUGAUCAGAAUGUAGAUUCUCGUGAUCCAGUCCAGCUCAACCUCCUCUACGUACAGGCCAGGGAUGACAUUCUGAACGGAUCCCACCCCGUGUCCUUUGAUAAGGCCUGCGAGUUCGCUGGAAUUCAGGCUCAGAUCCAAUUCGGUCCCCACGUGGAGCACAAACACAAGCCAGGAUUUUUAGACCUGAAGGAGUUCCUACCAAAAGAAUACAUCAAACAGAGGGGGGCGGAGAAGAGAAUUUUUCAGGAUCACAAAAGUUGUGGUGAGAUGACAGAGAUUGAGGUGAAAGUGAAGUAUGUGAAGCUUGCCAGGUCCCUACGCACAUACGGAGUGUCGUUUUUCCUGGUGAAGGAGAAGAUGAAAAGCAAGAAUAAGUUGGUCCCGCGUCUGCUGGGCAUUACCAAAGAGUCAGUGAUGAGGGUGGAUGAGAAGACCAAAGAGGUGGUGCAGGAGUGGCCCCUGACCACUGUGAAGAGGUGGGCGGCUUCACCCAAGAGCUUCACACUGGAUUUCGGUGAGUACCAGGAGAGCUAUUACUCCGUGCAGACCACAGAAGGGGAGCAGAUCUCACAACUCAUCGCUGGAUACAUUGACAUCAUCCUUAAGAAAAAACAGAGUAAAGAUCGGUUUGGUUUGGAUGGUGAUGAGGAAUCCACCAUGCUAGAAGAAUCUGUAUCCCCGAAAAAGUCCACCAUCCUCCAGCAGCAGUUUAAUCGGGUCGGUCGAGUCGAGCACGGGUCGGUGGCACUGCCUGGCAUCAUGCGGUCGGGGUCAAUAGGAGGCCCCGACACGUUCAACAUGGGAACCAUGCCCUCGGCGCAACAGCAGAUCACCACGGGACAGAUGCACAGAGGACACAUGCCCCCUCUGAGUCUGGCCCAGCAAGCACUGAUGGGAACUAUCAACACCAGUAUGCAGGCUGUCCAGCAGGCACAAGCUGACCUGGGAGAGGUUGAUAAUCUUCCACCACUGGGACAAGACAUGGCAUCCAGAAUGUGGGUUCAGAACAAGGUGGAUGAAUCCAAACACGAGAUUCACUCCCAAGUGGAUGCCAUCACGGCUGGUACCGCAUCAGUGGUCAACCUCACUGCUGGUGACCCUACGGACACGGACUAUACCGCCGUGGGCUGUGCCAUCACCACCAUCUCCUCCAACCUGACGGAGAUGUCCAAGGGAGUAAAGCUCUUGGCGGCUCUGAUGGAGGACGAGGUGGGCAGCGGGCAGAAUCUAAUGGGGGCCGCCCGGACCCUCACAGGGGCCGUGUCUGACCUGCUUAGAGCCGUGGAACCAGCUUCUGGAGAGCCCAGACAGACUGUUCUGACGGCGGCGGGCAGCAUCGGCCAGGCCAGCGGAGAUCUUCUGAAACAAAUGGGAGAAGGAGAAACCGACGAGAGAUUCCAGGACAUUAUGAUGAACCUGGCUAAAGCCGUUGCUAAUGCCGCCGCCAUGCUGGUGCUGAAAGCCAAGAACGUGGCACAGGUGGCAGAGGACACGGCGCUCCAGAACCGAGUCAUUACCGCCGCCACGCAGUGCGCGCUCUCCACCUCACAGCUGGUGGCCUGCACAAAGGUGGUGAGCCCCACCAUCUCCUCGCCGGUGUGUCAGGACCAGCUGGUGGAGGCAGGACGUCUGGUGGAGCGUUCCGUGGAGGGGUGUGUGAAGGCGUGUCACGCCGCCUCAGAGGAGGGCGAGCUGCUCCGACAGGUGAACAUGGCUGCUGGGGCGGUCAGCCAGGCCCUGAGCGAUCUGCUGCAGCACGUGCGCCACUACGCCAGCUGCGGAGAGCCAAUCGGACGCUACGACCAAGCAACUGACACCAUUAUGACUGUAACGGAGAGUAUUUUCACCUCAAUGGGGGACGCAGGUGAAAUGGUACGACAGGCGCGGGUUUUGGCCCAGGCAACCUCGGAUUUGGUAAAUGCGAUGCGUUCUGACGCUGAGGCCGAAAUUGAUGUGGAUAAUUCCAAGAAACUACUUGCGGCUGCCAAGCUGCUGGCCGAUGCCACUGCCAGAAUGGUGGAAGCUGCAAAGGGGGCUGCUGCAUACCCAGAAAAUGAAGACCAGCAGCAGAGGCUGCGAGAGGCUGCUGAAGGGUUACGGGUCGCCACCAACGCAGCCGCUCAGAAUGCCAUCAAAAAGAAACUCAUUCACCGACUAGAGAAUGCAGCUAAGCAGGCCGCAGCGGCAGCGACGCAGACCAUUGCUGCCGCCCAGAAUGCAGCAGCAUCCAAUAAGAACACCAUGUCACAUCAGCAGCUCGUGUUCAGUUGCAAGGCUGUGGCAGACCAUAUUCCACAGCUAGUGCAGGGAAUGAGGGGCAGUCAGGCCCACCCGGAAGAUCUUGGUGCCCAGCUAACCCUUAUCAUCGCCAGCCAGAGUUUCCUGCAGCCAGGAAGUAAAAUGGUGACGUCUGCAAAAGCGGCCGUUCCGACGGUAACUGACCAGGCAGCUGCGAUGCAACUUGGUCAGUGUGCCAAGAACCUGGCCACCUGCCUGGCAGAGCUGCGCACAGCUGCACAGAAGGCUCAUGAGGCAUGUGGUCCUUUGGAGAUUGACUCUGCUCUCAAUGCUGUUCAGACAUUGAAGAGUGAACUACAGGAUGCCAAAAUGGCCACACUGGAAGGACAACUCAAACCACUACCAGGAGAAUCGUUGGAGAAGUGUGCUCAGGAUUUGGGGAGUACGUCUAAAGCUGUGGGCUCCUCUAUGGCUCAGCUACUGACCUGUGCCGCCCAGGGCAAUGAACAUUAUACUGGUGUGGCAGCAAGGGAAACCGCUCAAGCCCUGAGGACAUUGGCUCAGGCCGCGAGGGGAGUUGCAGCGAGUACCGUGGAGCCUCAGGCUGCGGCGGCCAUGUUGGACUCUGCUUGUCACGUGAUGGAGGGCUCGUCCAUGCUAAUCCACGAAGCCCACCAAGCCCUGGUGUGCCCUGGUGAUGCCGAGAGCCAACAAAGAUUAGCACAGGUGGCGAAGGCCGUCUCUCACUCCCUGAAUAACUGUGUGAACUGCUUACCUGGACAGAAAGAUGUGGACAUGGCUCUCAGGAGCAUUGGCGAGGCCAGUAAGAAAUUGCUUGUGGAAAAUCUUCCUCCAUGCUCCAAAUCCUUCCAAGAGGCCCAGACGGACCUGAACCACACGGCAGCCGAGCUGAACCAUUCGGCCGGGGAUGUGGUGCAGUCUUCACGUGGGAGCAGCAGCCAGCUGGCUGUGGCUUCUGGGAAGUUCAGCCACGACUUUGACGAGUUCUUAGAUGCCGGCAUUGAGAUGGCCGGACACACUCAGUCCAAAGAUGACCAGAUCCAGGUGAUUGGCAACCUGAAGAACAUCUCCAUGGCAUCCAGCAAGCUGCUGUUGGCUGCUAAGUCCCUCUCCGUUGAUCCAGGGGCGGCAAAUGCCAAGAACCUCCUCGCAGCUGCGGCACGAGCGGUUACAGAAAGCAUUAAUCAACUCAUCACACUGUGUACCCAGCAGGCACCAGGACAAAAAGAGUGUGAUAAUGCUCUACGAGAACUCGAGGCUGUACGAGGAAUGUUGGACAAUCCCAAUGAGCCAGUCAGUGAUCUUUCUUAUUUUGACUGCAUUGAGAGCGUUAUGGAGAAUUCCAAGGUUCUCGGGGAGUCCAUGGCUGGAAUCUCACAGCACUGUAAGACGGGAAACGUGCCAGCAUUCGGGGAUUGCGUGGGAGUGGCAUCCAAAGCGCUGUGUGGGUUGACCGAGGCGGCGGGACAGGCCUCCUAUUUGGUAGGCGUCUCAGACCCCAACAGCCAGUCAGGUCAUCAGGGAUUGGUCGAUCCCAUCCAGUUUGCCAGAGCCAAUCAGGCGAUUCAGAUGGCCUGCCAGAAUCUGGUGGACCCGGCCAGCAGCCCCUCCCAGGUUCUAUCAGCAGCUACCAUUGUUGCAAAGCACACCUCUGCCCUUUGCAAUGCCUGUCGUCUGGCGUCUUCCAAAACAGCCAAUCCUGUAGCCCGGAGACAUUUUGUACAGUCAGCCAAAGAAGUCGCCAAUACAACAGCUAACCUUGUGAAAACUAUAAAGGCCUUAGACGGGGAUUUCUCAGAUGAGAACCGUGAGAGGUGCCGAGUGGCCACGACCCCGCUGAUAGAAGCUGUGGAUAAUCUCUCCACCUUUGCCUCCAACCCUGAGUUUGCCAGCAUUCCUGCACAGAUAAGCCAUGAGGGUUCAGCUGCCCAGGAACCAAUCCUUCGCUCGGCUCGUUCAAUGCUGGACAGCUCCACCCACUUAUUAGAGACCGCCCGCUCACUUAUCAUUAAUCCCAAAGAUCCACCCACCUGGUCUAUCUUGGCAGGCCAUUCCCGGACCGUGUCGGACUCCAUCAAGAGCCUCAUUACGUCCAUCAGGGACAAGGCCCCUGGGCAGCGGGAGUGUGACCAGUCCAUCGACAGCAUCAACAAGAGCAUCAGGGACAUUGAGCAGGUGUCCCUCGCCGCCGUAGGUCAGAGUCUGCCCCGCAGAGACGACAUCUCCCUCGAGGCUUUACAGGAGCAGCUGACCUCUGCUGUGCAGGAGAUCGGCCACCUCAUUGACCCCAUCUCCACUGCAGCGCGAGGGGAAGCAGCUCAGCUCGGACACAAGGUGACUCAGUUAGCGAGCUACUUUGAGCCAGUGAUUGUGGCGUCAGUGGGACUGGCGUCUAAACAUGCCGACCACCAGCAGCAGAUGAACAUACUGGAUCAAACCAAAACCCUGUUUGAAUCUGCUCUACAGAUGCUCUACGCUGCCAAAGAGGGCGGAGGAAACCCUAAGGCGACCCACACCCAUGAUGCCAUAGCCGAAGCUGCCCAGUUGAUGAAGGAGGCAGUUGAUGACAUCAUGGUGACCUUAAACGAGGCAGCCAGUGAGGGGGGGAUGGUGGGCGGCAUGGUGGAGUCCAUCGCUGAGUCCAUUGGACGGAUGGAUGAAGGAACUCCGCCGGAGCCUGACGGCACUUUUGUAGAUUACCAGACCACCAUGGUGAAGUUUUCAAAAGCCAUUGCCAUUACUGCACAGGAAAUGAUGACUAAGUCAGUGACCUGUCCAGAAGAACUGGGUGGACUGGCGUCUCAGGUGACGGUGGAUUACAGCCAGCUGGCACAACAAGGCCGUCUGGCAGCUGCCACUGCCGAGCCAGAGGAGGUGGGAUCUCAGAUCAAGUCUCGGGUGCAGGAGUUGGGUCACGGCUGCAUCUACCUGGUUCAGAAGGCCGGAGCCUUGCAGAUGAGCCCGACGGACAGUUUCUCCAAGAGAGAGCUGAUCGAAUAUGCCCGUGCCGUCACUGAAAAGGUGUCCAUGGUGUUGUCAGCCCUGCAGGCUGGUAAUAAAGGAACUCAGGCCUGCAUAACUGCAGCCAGUUCUGUCUCCGGCAUCAUCGCUGAUCUGGACACCACCAUCAUGUUCGCCUCCGCCGGCACACUCAACGCAGAGAACGAAGAAUCUUUCGCAGACCACAGAGAGAACAUAUUGAAAACUGCUAAAGCUUUGGUUGAGGACACCAAGCUGCUUGUGUCUGGUGCUGCAUCAAGCCAGGACAAACUAGCCCAGGCAGCCCAGUCCUCUGCCAAGACCAUCACACAGCUCACUGACGUGGUCAAACUGGGCGCUGCGAGCAUGGGCUCAGAGGACCCAGAGACACAGGUGGUCCUGAUAAACGCAGUCAGAGACGUCGCUAAAGCUUUGGCUGAGCUGAUUAGUGCCACUAAAUGUGCCGCGGGCAAAGCAGCGGACGAUCCAUCCAUGUAUCAGCUGAAGAGUGCCGCCAAGGUGAUGGUGACGAACGUGACCUCUCUGCUGAAAACUGUGAAAGCUGUGGAAGAUGAGGCCACUCGCGGGACGAGGGCUCUGGAAGCCACUAUUGAAUGCAUUAAACAGGAACUCACUGUUUUCCAGUCCAAGGACGUUCCGGAGAAAUCCACCACCCCAGAAGAGUUCAUCCGCAUGACCAAGGGCAUCACCGUAGCGACGGCCAAAGCAGUGGCAGCAGGCAACUCUGCUCAGCAGGAGGACGUGAUAUCCACUGCCAACCUGAGCCGCAAAGCCAUCUCCGACAUGUUGACCACCUGCAAGCAAGCCGCGUACCACCCGGAAGUAGGCGAGGAUGUGAGGAAUAAAGCUCUGCUCUACGGCAUCGAGUGUACCACCGGAUACAUCGACUUGCUCGAACACGUCCUGCUCGUCCUGCAGAAACCCACGGCCGAACAGAAACAGCAUUUGGCCACACUGUCCAAGAAAGUGGCGGGCUCCGUCACGGAGCUCAUCCAGACUGCUGAAGCCAUGAAAGAUGGAGGUUCAGAGUGGGUGGACCCAGAAGACCCCACGGUGAUAGCGGAGACGGAGCUCCUUGGUGCUGCUGCGUCCAUCGAGGCCGCGGCCAAGAAACUGGAGCAGCUGAAGCCCAGAGCCAAACCAAAGCAAGCCGAUGAGUCUCUGGACUUUGAGGAGCAGAUCCUGGAAGCAGCGAAAUCUAUUGCUGCAGCAACCAGCGCUUUGGUCAAAUCUGCCUCGGCCGCUCAGAGAGAGCUAGUAGCACAGGGCAAGGUGGGCUCCAUCCCUGCCAAUGCAGUAGAUGACGGCCAAUGGUCCCAGGGUCUAAUAUCAGCAGCCCGGAUGGUUGCGGCCGCCACCAGUAACCUGUGUGAGGCCGCUAACGCUUCAGUACAGGGUCACGCCAGUGAGGAGAAGCUCAUUUCCUCUGCCAAACAGGUGGCGGCUUCCACAGCCCAACUGCUGGUGGCCUGUAAAGUCAAAGCUGACCAGGACUCAGAGGCCAUGAGGAGAUUACAGGCUGCUGGUAACGCAGUCAAGAGAGCAUCUGACAACCUGGUGAAGGCGGCGCAGAAAGCAGCCUUCGAUAAAGCCGAAGACAACAGUGUUGUGGUUAAAACGAAAUUCGUAGGAGGAAUCGCUCAGAUCAUUGCAGCACAGGAGGAGAUGCUAAGAAAGGAGAGGGAGUUAGAGGAAGCCCGGAAGAAACUCGCCCACAUCCGACAGCAGCAAUACAAGUUUCUGCCCAGCGAACUGCGAGAAGACCAGAGCUGAACACUUCUUGUCUGACGUCUGACUGGACGUGAUUAUCAUCAGAUCAUGAUUGUUACGGAUGAUUGGCUGCUCCUUACAUGGAGGGGUAGAGAUGUCACACGUCAUUGGUUGUGUAACUGUCAGGUGAUUUGUUAAAGUUAAAUGUGAUUGGUUCACAUGGGACUAGCGCCACUGAUUGGCUGUAUGUUGGGGUAUGAACGCAUUUCCUCUUACAUAGGGCUAAUAUUUUCUGUUCUUGUUUUUUUUAGUCAUGUAUUAAGGUUUAAAGCACUUGUUAGAGGUAUGUUUGAGUGUGUGUGCGUGUGUGUGUGUGACUGUGUUUUAUGUAUCAAUUGUAUCCCGCUGCUUGACGAUAACUUACCAUAAGAAUCUCAAUAACUAAUGUCAGUACAUCAUGUUUUAUAAUGCAAACAAUGUGAAACUAUUAAAAUCUGAAGCUAGCAGCCGAAACCAGACAAAAUUUACUUUGCACCUAUGAAGUAUGAUGUCAGACCAUAAGCUUUCAUUAUUUGCUUGAGUUGUGACUCACAUGUGACAAUAAGCUUCGAACGCCUCUAGAAUGCACUGCUCGAUUUAUUCAUAUCCCACUCUAGAUAUGUAUUAUGUUAGUAAGGUUAUGAAUUAUAAGUAGUUAUUAUAAGGAAAGAAUGUACCGGUGCGCUUUGUCGUGUUAUUUAUUGAUAGCAGAACUUUUUAGUUUAGUUGGGGGCUCAGCUGAGUUGAUAAAAAUUUGGAAGUAUCGUGUCUUUCAACUCUUUAAAUUCAUGCGAAUAGUUUCAUUCAUUCCUCUCUUCAUACUGUACAUCAGCCCAGAUCUUAUGACUACAUUUCCCAUGAUUCCUCUGUAUGUCUAAAUGUAUUCUACGUUUACGCCUUGUAAUAAUUACCGUAAUUUUGAGAAGUCAACCCGUGAUGUUCUACUCUGAGCACGUCCUCGGACUCAUUCAACACUAUCAACACCAAAAUUAAUCUGCAGCAGUCAGGUAGCACAAGUCAGAGUUUACGCUUUUUACAAGUCGGAAUCUCGUAAUUACGGUAAUUCCGACAUGGCAUGAAUACACCUUUAGUCAGGUGGACAGGAACAAGGUUUGGCGAAACACAAAAGGUAUGUUCGGAAUAGCAUACUUCUCAUACUAUUUCUGCAGUUUGCAUACUUUGCACAGUAUGCAAAUUUUCUGCAUUGGAACCAAAUGACCUACUAUAUUUACUGAAAUGUGCAUUAUGGAAACAAUACACUGUGUGGAACAAUAUAUCCCUCUUUUUUUUUUUUAAUUUCCAGUGUAAUGAAUGAACAAAAAGUAAUACCAGUCUUAAUUUUGGCUGAAUUUGAAAUGGCAUAGUGCAUAUCUUUUAUAUGCGACAAAAUUUCCAAAUUUUUUUGCAUGAAAUUGGGCAAAAAUGUGAAAAAUGUGUUUGCAUACUGCACAAUAUUUAGCAUACUAUUUAAAAAAAAAAGUAGGCAGUAUAUAUUGUAUACUAUGAAGUAUGUAGUAGUAUGCAGAAUGCUCGCAAUUAAUUCCAAGGCCGUAAUGAUGUCUUGAACAUUGGGGGGACCAAUUUUUAAAAAAAAAAAUCAUAUAUAAACAGAACAGUGAAGGAAAUUCUAGGUCUAAUUCUAGUUGAAAAAUAAUCAUUUUUGAACUAAAAUAUGCACACGUAGGCUACUUUUAUUUGUAUGCUAUGCUUAAUGUCUUGCCACACUUGGUUAGGUAUUACAUGAAUUACGUAAAUGCAUAUUUUCAAUUCAAAACAGCCAUAUUUGAGAAAAAACGUUGAGUAGUUUGCAUCACUUGAUGUUACUGUCUGUCUUUUAACAUUUCAGUCGCAAAACAGUAUUAAAUGUUUCGCUAUUUACCUCACUCUCUUUCAACAUUAAACUAACGCUUCAAGCUGGAAUUCACAGUAACAGUAAACCCCGCCUACUUUGAUUUGAUUGGCCAUCUCAAUCAUUUUGACAUUGACGAGCAC